Messenger RNA from Aplysia californica (California sea hare), 882 nucleotides. Its product is annotated as stAR-related lipid transfer protein 6. Gene Ontology annotation, molecular function: lipid binding. The record is from RefSeq and is a predicted model, not a curated record. Lineage: Eukaryota; Metazoa; Mollusca; Gastropoda; Aplysiida; Aplysiidae.
AGGGGAAAUACAAACCCUGCUCCUCAGUUUCGAGAUAGUUCCAUAUUUUACGCUAAACAAAUUUAAUGCGCGUUGGCUAUAUAACGAAGAGCUUUCUAGCACACUUUUCAUCGAUCGGGGAGUCUCCCAUACACUGUACACCUGCCAGCCCUCUCUGCCUGUCGAUAUUCAUUACAGUUACACCCAAAUAAAAGGGGAAAAGGGACAUAAUACACGAGAGUGGCAUCUGAUUCAAACGACUCUGCAUAUCCAGCUGAAAAAAAUCCCAUACCAUUCUUAUCAUUCUUCUAGUAACGACCAUGGGUGAGUAUCAAGCAGUGUUGGACAAAUACAGGGCACGUGCUGUGGCCUUUGAGAAAGACACCAGCGGUUGGAAGGAGUCGUCAAAAUCAACAGACGAAAUACGCAUCGAGUCCAAGAUGUCGGAUAAACUCAACUGCAGCGUCUACCGAAUGACGUUUUCUGUUAAAGUGGCCCCUCAAGUCGCGAUUGACACUUUUGCACUCAUCCCUGGAACUAAAAGAAUCGGCUGGGAUCCUGACCUUAAUGACAUCACUGUUAUCAAGCAACUCAAUGAGGUGGCAGUGUUGAAGACUAUCCUGCGAUCCCAUCCAAAGAUAAAUUUGUCCGAGGUGUCACCGGCUGCAUGUCCAUGAGAGUGGAAGAAGAUCCAGCGCGCCCAGGUUACUCGAAGAUCACAUUUGUCCAAGAGGUGGAUAUGAAGGGAAGACUACCUCGCUCAAUCAUCGACUCAACCCUACCUGGCGUUGCCAUCGGCGGCUUUCAGAACUGGAAGAAAUAUUUACGCCAGGAGGGCCUCAUGGCGUGAUCAGCCCAGUCCACCACAGCGCACAUAAAUAGGGCUCAUUGGAAGAGCAACUC